Prosopis cineraria is the source of this 1675-nucleotide messenger RNA. RefSeq names its product mitochondrial arginine transporter BAC2-like. The record is from RefSeq and is a predicted model, not a curated record. The transcript is spliced from 2 exons. The coding region runs from base 387 to 1328 and encodes 313 amino acids. Gene Ontology annotation, biological process: transmembrane transport. Gene Ontology annotation, molecular function: transmembrane transporter activity. NCBI's taxonomy places the organism in Eukaryota, Viridiplantae, Streptophyta, Magnoliopsida, Fabales, Fabaceae.
AGAACAAAAGAAAGAAUAAUCUAGCCUGGAAAGAGCAGGUAGAGAACGGCGUUUUAGCUUGCUCUGUUUACAAACUCAAAUUACAGAGCAGGAAACAGAAGCCAAAAGCCAUAACCAAGGACGUUUUUAACGUCCAAUGGUUUUACAGUUUGGGUCUGCAUUGCCAACAAGAAAAGGAUUUGGAUUGCAGAGCAAACGCCAGAAUCUAGAAAACUGUUGAGCUUGUGAUGGUUUCAAUAAUUGAAGUACAAAGCAGAACCUUUCCCAGAAGUUCUAUGACAUUUUACAUGCAUAUCGCAAAUACAAUUGGGCAUGCCGGAUACAAUCUGACUUGAUCCGUGGCGAGCAACAGAAAGAAACAAGACUUAAUACAAAAUAAGAGAGGAAUGCUGUGGGGUGAAUUUGUGGGAAGCAGUUGGAGUAGAGAAUUUGUGGCAGGAGGUGUGGGGGGUAUGGCUGGAGUGAUCUCUGGUUAUCCACUGGACACCCUCCGAAUCCACCAACAGAACUCAAACAUGCCAACUUCUGUGUUCAGCUUGAUCAAAGAUGUUGUGUCCAACGAAGGCCUUGCCUCUCUAUACAGGGGCAUGGCUGCUCCUUUGGCCGCUAUUACUUUUCAGAAUGCUAUGAUUUUCCAAACUUAUGCAGUUCUCUCAAGAGCUUUUGACUCAUCAGUCUCAGAAAAUAGCCCUCCUUCCUACAGGAGCGUUGCUCUAGCAGGACUCAUAACCGGUGCUUUACAAAGCACAAUUGUCUCCCCAGUAGAACUGGUCAAAAUUCGCCUCCAGCUUCAGAGAAAAGGCCAAUUAAAAGAAUCCUGUGAAGGUCCUCUAUCAGCCACAAGGAAGAUAUGGAAAAGAGAAGGUCUUCGAGGAAUAUUCCGGGGAUUCAGCAUCACAAUUCUCCGGGAUGCACCUAGUCAUGGUGUAUAUUUCUGGACAUAUGAAUAUAUGAGGGAACAACUUCACCCAGGUUGCAGAAAAACUAGUCAAGAAAGCUUGAGCACAAUGCUAAUAGCAGGAGGAUUAGCUGGGGUAGUGAGUUGGAUUGGUUCCUACCCUUUGGAUGUUAUAAAGACAAGACUCCAGGCUCAAACACAAUCAUCACUGAAAUACACAGGAAUCCUUGAUUGCGUGGGACAGAGUGUCAGAGAAGAAGGGCAUAAUGUUUUGUGGAGGGGUAUAGGAACUACAGUGGGUAGAGCUUUUAUAGUGAAUGGUGCUGUGUUUGCUGCUUAUGAGAUUGCUAUCAGAAGCCUGUCAAACAGUGGAAGUAGCAGCACUAAAAAUCUAGGAGAUCCAUCCUUUUCUAGAAACUCAAGACAAUGAGACACCAUUCAAACAAGUGUCUCAGAAACAAAUAAAAGUAAAAAUUUCGCAUUUGACAUUCAUUGCCUAUGAACACAGUUGGCAAGUUGCUAGUUAGUAGCAGUAUUCAGCAAAUUGGAUAAUUAGAAACAUUCAACGGAUUUGGUCUUUUGUACCAUGUCUCUAAUUCAGAGAAUAUAUCUUAGUUUCCCUUUAAGACACUAUGUUCAGAAACAGACAUGUUCAUCCCAUCACCCUUAAAUGAGACAUUUUUCAAUGGAUGAUCGUAUCUCUCGUUUUGCUUAAAAAAAAAAAAAAGGUGCCCUUGAAAUCUGUUUUUCAAGGUAGCUGAAUCAAUAUUAAAUACU